CUUCUGCGCAGGCGCAAAAGUCUUCUCUCGUGAGAGCUGAAGUAUCACGAGAAGGUCCCGGGUGACCCCGAGAGGCUCACGUGCUUCCAUAUAGCGUUUGCUGGCCGCGGCAGGGUCGCCAAGUUCUUGCAGACACCAUGUUCCUCACUGCUCUUCUCUGCCGCAAUCGCAUUCCUGGAAGGCAGUGGAUCGGGAAGCACCGGCGGCCGCGGGGGGUGUCUUUGUUGGCGAAGCAGAACAUGAUCCGUCGCCUGGAGAUCGAGGCGGAGAACCACUACUGGUUGAGCAUGCCCUACAUGACGGCGGAGCAGGAGUACGGCCACGCCAGCGUGCGCAGGGCACAGGCUUUCGAGGCCAUCAAGGCGGCCAACACUUCCAAGUUUCCCCCACAUAGAUUUGUUGCAGAUCAGCUCAACCAUCUCAAUGUCACCAAGAAAUGGUCCUAACCCUGAGCCAUCAUCUGCCCUGUCUUUACCUGAUCCUGGAACAAAAACCAAGCCAAAAAAAAAAAAAAAAAAAAAAAACAACCCUGUAGUUUCUAUGUACAUGUGAGACUUCAGGCCAGAAUCUUUUUAAAAACAAACAAACAUGAGCUUAGUCAAAACGCCUUGAUAUUUAAAAAAAAACCUAAUCACUGACCUAAUGUGUUUUGUUUCUUUAACCUGAUAGGGAGAGAUCAGGGAUUUCCUGAGUCAUUAAUGAUAUAAACUAUUUUACAUGGAAGCUUAAUAAAACUACGAACUAUGA
Marmota monax (woodchuck) is the source of this 747-nucleotide messenger RNA. It is a transcript of the gene Mrpl57, whose product is annotated as mitochondrial ribosomal protein L57. Gene Ontology annotation, cellular component: mitochondrial ribosome. NCBI's taxonomy places the organism in Eukaryota, Metazoa, Chordata, Mammalia, Rodentia, Sciuridae. Gene Ontology annotation, molecular function: structural constituent of ribosome. Gene Ontology annotation, biological process: mitochondrial translation. The coding region runs from base 138 to 446 and encodes 102 amino acids. The transcript is spliced from 2 exons. The record is from RefSeq and is a predicted model, not a curated record.